Messenger RNA from Marchantia polymorpha subsp. ruderalis, 972 nucleotides. The record is from the annotation of a GenBank genome assembly. NCBI's taxonomy places the organism in Eukaryota, Viridiplantae, Streptophyta, Marchantiopsida, Marchantiales, Marchantiaceae.
AUGACGAUGAUGAUGAUAGUCAGGCUCGCAGGAGGAGGAGGCGGCAGCAGCAGCAGCAGCAGAUGGAAAGUGAAGCGAAGCGAAGCGAUGAUGUGUCGGCUUCGUUCGGCGGCCUGGUUCGGCUGCGUCGGGGAUCGGGGGCUGGGCUGGGGCUGGGCUUGGGGCAAGCGAUGGGAACAACAACGGGGCGAUAUGAUUAGAGAGAGAGUGCGAUGGGGAGAGGAAACAGUAGAGCGAGAGAGAGGGAAUCGAGUCGCACGCCUACGACGACGACGACGACGGGGGGCUGCAUCAAUAAAACCUCCAGCAGCAGCAGCAGCCGACCGAUUCUCUCUCUCCCCCAAUUCCUUACCCCAGCCCCAACCCCAACCCCAACCCCCUGCUCGUGCCCUCCCCCCACUCCCCUCCCCGGCGACUCUGGACUCCGCUCUGCUGGCGGGGCAAGCCGAUGUGGAUGAAUGGAUGUGUGGAUGGGCCGGCAAGAGAGUGCACGUAGGCAUUGAUGCCGCCGUCCCUCCCUCGAGGCUCGGAGGCUCGGAGUACCCCCGGUUUUGCUUGCCCCUGCCCCCUUCCCUUUUGGCACCCUUGGGGCUGCGCUUCUCCCUCUGGGCAGUGUACCCAUUUGCCAAGUGCUGCCGCUGUUCUGGUCUGCUCUGGCAAAUGGGCGAGAUCCCCCGCAUGGGCAACGCGAAGCUUAGAGACGGGCCUAGUGGGGCCUCGUCUCGACUAAUCAAGCAGCUCGAGUGGCUGCUUGGCAGCGACGCGACUCUGGAGAGUCGAGUCCACGGAGCCGGGGAGGAAAAACGUCUCGAGCAUCGAGCCCGGCUCUGGCGGGUCCCGUCCCGUCCCGUGCCAUCGCUGUGGCAGCCAUUCGUCGACACUCCAGUUUUGACGCCUGUUUCUAUGGUGGCUCAGCGCAGCUCGGUUUCCGCAGCUUGGGCCAGGGCGCGCACGUUCUCUCCAGUCCGGUAA